CCCACCUCGAUUUUCUUCGCUCAAAUGCUCUUCAACAAUUUUCUUGUCCACCAGAUUCCCAUCCUCUCUUCCUUCCUUUUCACAAGAUUUGUUUAGGUCCACUUCGCGCUUUAAACAUGCAACUGAAAAAUUUUCGGUGACAGUUUACAAGUUUGGGUUGACCGUCACUAGAACUCUUCUCUCCUUCCUAUCUCUGCCACACAAUGGCAUCGACCACCGAAGAGCUGCCUAUCGAGAAACCGACAGAGCAAAAUCUCGUGGACAAGACGUCUUCCUCGACGGUCGAGGAGCAAGAGUUGCCUGCUCACCGCAGCCAUGAUCCUCAGUACAAUCAGAAGCGAAGCGAUCCUUUCCAAUUUGGAUCCCGUUACUUGCAAGAACAGGACAACGUCUUCGAGUUCAACGCGUGGGAUCAUGUGGAGACUGACGACACGUACAAGGAGUACGCCGAGCAGCAGAUCCAGAUGCAGCGCGAGUCGCCAGUCUCCGACUUUGACAAGACGAGGUUCAACUCUGACCCUGCAAAAUGGUGGAACCUCUUCUACAAGAAUAACACUGCCAACUUCUUCAAGAACCGCAAGUGGCUUCAACAAGAGUUCCCCAUCCUGGGUAAGAUCACCGAAGGAGAUGCCGGUCCCGUGACCAUUCUAGAAGUUGGAGCGGGUGCUGGAAACACCGCAUUCCCCAUCCUGGCCAACAAUAAGAACCCAAAACUGAAGGUCCAUGCCUGUGACUUCUCCAAAAAGGCUGUCGAGGUUAUGCGUGGCCACGAAGCAUACAACACUGAACAAAUGCAAGCAGACGUGUGGGACGCUGCCGGUGAAGAUCUCCCUCCGGGCUUGGAAGAGGGCUCAGUCGAUGUCGUUCUCAUGGUCUUCAUCUUCUCUGCCUUGUCCCCUUCGCAGUGGAAACAGGCAGUCCAGAACAUAUACCGAGUCCUGAAGCCAGGAGGCGAAGUCUGCUUCCGCGACUAUGGAAGAGGUGACCUCGCUCAGGUACGGUUUAGGAAGGGCCGGUACCUUGACGAAAACUUCUACAUCCGAGGAGACGGCACACGCGUCUACUUCUUUGACAAGGAUGAACUCCACAAGAUAUGGUCUGGCGACAUAUUCUCUGAAAAUGAAGAAACAUCAGAUGAGACUCCAUCAGAUAAGAAAGCGCGAGCACAAAUUCCCAGCUUCGAGAUUGAAGAUCUGGGGGUUGAUCGAAGACUCUUGGUCAACAGGGCUAAGAAGCUAAAGAUGUAUCGUUGCUGGAUGCAAGGUCGCUUUAGAAAAAAAUGAACUCGUCCAGAAGCUGCCGUCUUAUCCAUCUCCAAACCGUACAAUCUGUCCAAUGGAUAAUCAAAGUUGGGUACCUCAUGCCGAACCAUCAUCAUGGCAUGAACCUUCAGGCAGACCAAAUUCCACGUUGUUGAGCUCAAUGUGCGGCACAACAGCUAGAGCCGCACAAUGGCUUGAACGAACAACUACAGACUUCUCAAACCAGCGUAGCGAUUUCCACACGCUUUUUGAACCCUU
Pseudomassariella vexata is the source of this 1520-nucleotide messenger RNA. Its product is annotated as methyltransferase domain-containing protein. The transcript has 2 exons. Bases 204 to 1283 code for a protein of 359 amino acids. Gene Ontology annotation, molecular function: tRNA (cytidine-N3)-methyltransferase activity. Lineage: Eukaryota; Fungi; Ascomycota; Sordariomycetes; Amphisphaeriales; Pseudomassariaceae. The record is from RefSeq and is a predicted model, not a curated record.